Acytostelium subglobosum LB1 is the source of this 471-nucleotide messenger RNA. RefSeq lists its product as hypothetical. The coding region runs from base 1 to 471 and encodes 156 amino acids. The transcript has a single exon. The record is from RefSeq and is a predicted model, not a curated record. NCBI's taxonomy places the organism in Eukaryota, Evosea, Eumycetozoa, Acytosteliales, Acytosteliaceae.
AUGACAUUCGAUCUGCUACGCAAGCACGGUGUCUAUCUGAACGACAAGAAACCACAGUUGUGUAAGACAUCCGUCGUCUAUGGCGGUCACAUACUCUCUGGCGAGGGCAUCAAGAAGUUGCACAGCAACGUCCAGGCUAUCAUGGAGAUGCCCAUCCCGUCCACAGUCAGAGAACUCAGAGCAUUCCUUGGCGCAUGUCAACACUACGCCAAGUUCCUCGAUGGAUGCAAGGAUGCGUUCGCGCGUCUCACGAGUCUAGUCUCCAACAAGUUCACCAGACUCAAGCUGUCCGAGGAGCAUCGGAAAGACUUCCAAACCAUCCGCACUGCGUUGUGCAGCGACACAUGUCUGAUUGUGCCGCGCAAGGAAGUCCCUCUGAGGGUAUACACGGACGCGAGCGACUUUGGUACAGGUUUACUGAUCGCUCAAGAGGACGCCAACGUUACACCAAUCAAUCAUCAUAUAUAUUAA